GUGUAGUUAUUUCCUUCAAUGUUUUACGUUUAUUAACUAGUUAUUUCAUUUGUACUCUUAAUACCCGACAAGUUUUUCCCCCAAAACGGAAAAAUGCUUAGUAAAUACAUUUUGUUCAUACCGCUUUUAUUAAUAUUAACACCAAAACAAUCGCAACUGGCAACAGCUGAUGCAGCUGCCUGCAGCAAUCUGGAGCGCCAUGAAAUUGAACGCCGUCUGUCCACCAAGACACCAUAUCGCGCCAUCGCCAAUUAUAAUGAUUCGGCGCCGUUAUACGAUGGUUGCCACCCGACGCGAAUUUGGGCCAUAAUACGACAUGGCACUCGCAAUCCCAGCAAAGCGGUUAUUUUGCAUGCCAAAGAGCGCCUGGUCGAAAUACAGUCACGUCUCUUGGCCCAGUCGGAGCCCAAUCUCUGUGCCGACGAAUUGAAACAGUUGCGUCAAUGGAGCUGGGCGCACAUCGAUGCCGACGAUGAAAAACUGCUGGUCGCCGAGGGCGAAGAUGAACUGAUUGAGCUGGCCGAGCGCAUGCAGCUGCGCUUUCCCAGCCUCUUGCCCGAUCUAUACAAUCCGGAAUGGUUCUACAUGAAGUAUACGGCCACACAGCGUACGCUGAAAAGUGCGCAGAGCUUCGCAACCGGCCUAUUUGGACGUCAUCGCAUACAUGCCAUCACCUAUCCACAGCCAUUGCAUCGCGAUCCAGUGCUACGGUUUUAUAAACUCUGCAGCCGCUGGAAAACGGACGUCGAUAAGAAUCCUGAAACAAUGUUUAAUGCACGUAGCUUCUAUGCGGAGCCUGCGAUGCAGUCAGCAGUGGCGCACGUGCGUUCCAUCACAAAAUUAAUGGACUUAACCCCCGAGGAUGUCCAGCUAAUGUACACCGUGUGCGCCUUCGAGACGGCAUGGCAACGCCGCCGGCCGCCAUCCGUCUGGUGUCGCUUCUUCAAUGUGGCCGCUUUGAGCGCCUUGGAGUUUGCCGAGGAUCUCGAAUACUAUUGGAACGAUGGCUACGGCUACGAACUGACGCAUCGCAUUGCCUGUCCGGCAAUCGCAGACAUGUUUGCGGCCAUCGACACGCCAAGGCCGCGCGCCAAUGCCACCUUCUAUUUCACCCAUUCGGGCACGCUCCUCAAGAUGCUGGCCCAUCUGGGCGUGGCAAGGGAUGAGCGGCCGCUGACGCACAAGGAUUUCGAGAGCGGGCGUCUUUGGCGCACAAGUGAAAUCGAUGCGUUUGCAACCAAUUUGGCUUUUGUGCGCUACGACUGCAUUGAGAGGGAGCCGCGCGUGCUGGUAAUGCAUCAGGAGCGUGCGGUGCGCCUGCCCGGCUGUCCACAGGAUGACGAUCUUUGUCCGCUGUCAACGCUGCGACGCAACUACGCGGACAGCGUUGAGCGCUGCGAUUUUGAGGCGCUCUGCCAAGCAGCCAACUGAGAGAGAAAGAGAGCGAGAACGACAGAAAGAGACAGAGAAAGAGAGAAAGCUGGCUGGCAUGGAAUGGGAAUUGGAAUUGGAAUUGUUGCUGCUGCUGCUGCUACUGCUGCCGCUACCGUAAAACUAUGUGAAAUUUAACAUGAAACAAGGGAUUCAUCGGAAUUUGUAAACAAAAUUUGAAUUGAUGUCGAGGAUAAAACGAACAGAGAGCGCGAGAACGAAGGAGAGAGAGAGAGAGAGGGAAAGUAAGAGCUGUGCUAAAAGGAGUUGAAAAAUGAGAUGAUAUCGAUGCUGCAUAUAUAUAUAUCUAUAUAUAUAUAUAGGGAUAGAGAAUAGCCGUUAAGUGAGAGUUGAAGAGCAAGCGAGAGAAAUUUUGUAUAAGCAAAACAAAAAAAGAAAGAAAAUUUAAUUGGAAAGUCGUUCUGUAUGUAUUUUGUAUGCCUUAUAAUCAAUGUGGACCAUCCAAUCCAAAUUUAGAAAAAAAAAAAACAAGAAAUACUGUAUACGCAAUCAAAAGCAGAUAUGAGAAAGUGAGAAAGCACAAGCGAGCAGGAAGGAGAGAAAAUGUGUGCGCGUGAGCAAGCAGAGAGAGAGAGGGAGGGAAGGAGUUUCUAGCCAUGCCGCCAAACCGAAAGUUGUCUAUAAUGCAUAUAUCUAUA
Messenger RNA from Drosophila novamexicana, 2090 nucleotides. It is a transcript of the gene Mipp2, whose product is annotated as multiple inositol polyphosphate phosphatase 1. The transcript is spliced from 5 exons. Lineage: Eukaryota; Metazoa; Arthropoda; Insecta; Diptera; Drosophilidae. Bases 94 to 1431 code for a protein of 445 amino acids. Gene Ontology annotation, molecular function: inositol phosphate phosphatase activity; acid phosphatase activity. The record is from RefSeq and is a predicted model, not a curated record.